Messenger RNA from Scatophagus argus, 7804 nucleotides. RefSeq names its product adhesion G protein-coupled receptor L3.1 (gene adgrl3.1). Bases 1057 to 5721 code for a protein of 1554 amino acids. The transcript has 26 exons. Gene Ontology annotation, cellular component: cell-cell junction; glutamatergic synapse; axon. Gene Ontology annotation, biological process: synapse assembly; adenylate cyclase-activating G protein-coupled receptor signaling pathway; cell surface receptor signaling pathway. The record is from RefSeq and is a predicted model, not a curated record. NCBI's taxonomy places the organism in Eukaryota, Metazoa, Chordata, Actinopteri, Scatophagidae. Gene Ontology annotation, molecular function: carbohydrate binding; G protein-coupled receptor activity.
CUGUUGAAGUUUAAUGGGGUAAACCGUCCUUGCCGGGAAAAGUUUGGGAGUCCCUGUGUGUUUUCUCACGGCAGGUGGAGCCCUAGGUCCAGAGAUUUAGGAGUCAGAUCCAGUUCCACGUUUUCCACCAGACACCCCACUUCAACUCUCCCUCUCUCUCCCUCUCUGUCCCUGCAUCCCCAGGCAGGAAUCAACACCCCCUCCCCACCUCCCACCCUCAGCUCCCCGCCCGCCUGCAACGCAACGCUCCUCUCGCCGGGCUGUGCUCGACCAACCGAGCAUCCACCGCGCCUCCAAAUUGGUUUGUCAUUUCUGACCCCUCUCUCUCUCUAUGUGUGUGUGUGUGUGUGUUGACCACGGUCCUCUGCUCCGCAGCGCUCUGCGUCUGUGGACUUCAGCAGAAGUCAGUAAGAACAUAACGGCAGCCGGGAGAGAUAAAGAGUGAGAACAAGAGGGAGAGAGACAGGAAUACAGACAGACGGACAGAGAGAGAGAGAGAGAGAGAGAGACGCCUCUGUCCUCCUCCAGCACUUCACAGGACUUAGUGCAUUUGGACCGACGCGGUACAUCCUCUUGUGUGAGCGCUGAUCGGGAUACUGAGCACGCAGCCAUUGGUUUAUUACACCCUCAGCUUUAUCUUCAUCCCCUCUUUUGCCGUUUUUACCCACGUCGUUUCUGCAGCAGCAACAGAAUUAACCACAGACCCUGAGUCGAGACGCUGACAUUAUUUAUCGACUGGGAAGAUAUAUUUCUGUCCAAGAUCUACGAUCUGGGGACUGUAUGAAAGAGCGCAGAAAAGGUUAUUCCUGACUCCUGUCUGCGCUGGAUGUGUACAUAUGCGCACACAACGCUGCGACCAGUGAUACGGACUAGGACGUCCAGCUGCCAUUGAGAUGUGAUUCUCUGGGGUUUCAUUUCACUUUGACAAAGCAGAGUACACUAUAAGAGGUCUGUAUAGAGUCACGAACAGCGAGCUGUGUGAACAGCUCACCACAAGACCGUCUGGGCUCAGCAGGAAGUACCUCCAUAUCUACUUCCAGGUCAACCUCAGACGUCAUGUGGACCAGAUGCCUGCUCUUCGUCUGGACUUUGUUUGCUCCCAUUGCAGUUGCCUAUGGCCGUGCCCCUAUCCCCAUGGCAGUGGUACGCAGGGAACUGUCCUGUGAGUCCUACCCCAUAGAGCUGCGCUGCCCGGGAACAGACGUCAUCAUGAUUGAGAGUGCCAACUACGGCCGCACCGAUGACAAGAUCUGCGACUCAGACCCCGCCCAGAUGGAGAACACACGAUGCUACCUGCCUGAUGCGUACAAGAUCAUGUCGCUUAGAUGCAACAACCGUACCCAGUGUGCAGUGGUGGCUGGGCCUGACGUCUUUCCUGACCCCUGCCCUGGAACAUACAAAUACUUGGAGGUCCAGUAUGAGUGUGUUCCAUACAAAGUGGAACAAAAAGUAUUUCUCUGCCCUGGCAUUCUGCGAGGGGUGUACCAAAGUGAGCAUCUCUUUGAGUCAGAUCACCAGUCUGGUGCAUGGUGCAAAGACCCACUGCAAGCUUCGGACAAGAUCUACUACAUGCCCUGGACGCCAUACCGCACAGACACACUGACAGAGUACUCGUCAAAGGAGGACUUCAUAGCAGGCCGUCCCACCACCACCUACAAACUUCCACAUCGUGUGGACGGGACUGGUUUCGUCGUUUAUGACGGUGCACUGUUCUUCAACAAGGAGCGCACCCGCAACAUUGUAAAGUUUGACCUACGCACUCGCAUCAAGAGCGGUGAGGCCAUUAUUGCCAACGCCAACUACCACGACACGUCACCGUAUCGCUGGGGGGGCAAGUCGGACAUCGAUCUAGCGGUGGAUGAGAAUGGACUGUGGGUGAUCUAUGCAACGGAGCAGAACAAUGGGCGCAUCGUGGUGAGCCAGCUCAACCCCUACACCCUGCGCAUUGAAGGCUCGUGGGACACCAGCUAUGACAAACGCUCUGCCUCCAAUGCUUUCAUGAUCUGCGGUGUCCUGUACGUGGUCAAAACUGUCUAUGAAGAUGACGACAAUGAAGGGACAGGGAACAAAAUUGACUACAUGUACAACACCGAUAAAAGCAAAGAGAUGACGGUCAACAUACCUUUCCCUAAUUCCUACCAGUACAUCGCUGCUGUGGAUUACAACCCGAGAGACAACCUGCUGUACGUGUGGAAUAACUAUCACGUGGUCAAGUACUCGCUGGACUUCGGCAACAACGACUAUCGCCCUCCUCCCAUAAUGCCUCCUAACCGAGGUGGCGGAGGUGGAGGUCCAAUUGGUGGUGGAGGUUCUUCCUCUUCAUCUACCAGCCGCACCACCACCACCACCCGAUCUCCUCCCUACUACACCACCCCACGGCCUCUCCUCACCACCUCCCCUGGUCAGCGCUACCGGACCACCACCACCAUUCGCCCGCCUGUUCUGAUUCCUGCCGGAGGCUCGUCAUCUGACACCAACCAGAUCCCUGACACCAAUCAGAAAGCUGGAGGACGCUCCCCACCAGCGCAGGUCCCUCCAGCAGUCCCGCAGCCUCCUGCCCUGCCUCCCCAAGAUUUUUGCAGUCCAAGGGUGACUGCCGACAUAUCGUGGCCCCGGACACAGCAAGGCCAGACAGCCAAACAGCCCUGCCCUGUAGGAACACUGGGCGUGGCCACAUACGUGUGCGUAGCCCAUCUGGGCUACUGGGAUCCCCAAGGCCCUGACCUCAGCAACUGCACGUCGCCCUGGGUCAAUCACAUCAUGCAGAAACUCCGUUCGGGCGAGACGGCAGCAAUUGUGGCCAGGGAGCUGGCAGAGCAGACCAAAGGGCUUCUGCGUCCUGGCGAUGUGCCAUCUACAGUGCGGGCCAUGGCCCAACUGGUCGAACUGCUGGACGUGCAGCUCAGGAACCUCACCCCUGGGGGCAAGGACAGUGCUGCCCGCAGCCUCACCAAGCUUCAGAAGAGAGAAAGGUCCUGCAGGUUUUUCACACAGGCCAUGGUGGAGACUGUAAACAAUUUGCUGCAGCCACGAGCCCAGUCUGCAUGGAAGGAGCUGCCCACCAGUGAGCAGCUGCACUCGGCCACGAUGCUCCUCGACACUGUGGAGACUGGAGCUUUUAUGUUAGCCGACAACCUCCUCAAGACUGACACUGUGCAUGAGACCACUGACAACAUCCAGCUGGAAGUGGCCAGGCUAAGCACGGACGGGAACCUGGCCGACCUGACAUUCCCUCAGUCAGAACUACAUGGAAACUCCAUCCAGCUGUCAGCCAGCACUCUCAAACAGCACGGCAGAAAUGGUGAGAUCAGGAUGGCCUUUGUCCUGUACAGGAACUUGGGCUCCUACCUGUCCACAGAGAAUGCAAGCGUGAGACUGAGCAGCGAGGCAGUCUACCCUAAUUACUCUGUUAUUGUCAACUCCCCGGUCAUCACGGCAUCCAUUAACAAAGAGAGCAAUAAGGUUUACCUGUCUGAGCCAGUGGUCUUCACUGUCAAACACCUGCAGCAUUCGGAAGAGAACUUCAAUCCCAACUGUUCAUUCUGGAGCUACUCCAAACGCACCAUGACGGGAUUCUGGUCUACCCAGGACUGUCGUCUGCUGGCCACCAAUCGCACACACACCAGCUGCUCCUGCACACACCUCACCAGCUUUGCAGUGCUCAUGGCCCACGUGGAGGUCAAGAAAGCAGACAGCAUGCAUGACCUGCUCCUGGAUGUCAUCACAUGGGUGGGGAUCCUGUUGUCGCUGGUUUGCCUACUUAUCUGCAUCUUCACCUUUUGCUUCUUCCGCGGGCUGCAGAGCGAUCGCAACACCAUCCACAAGAACCUCUGCAUCAGCCUCUUCAUCGCUGAGUCACUGUUCCUGGUGGGGAUCAACAGGGCCGAUCAGCCGAUUGCCUGUGCGGUCUUUGCAGCCUUGCUCCAUUUCUUCUUCUUGGCAGCCUUCACCUGGAUGUUCCUGGAAGGGGUGCAGCUCUACAUCAUGCUGGUUGAGGUGUUUGAGAGCGAGCACUCCAGGACUAAGUACUUCUACCUGGCAGGAUAUGGAGUGCCUGCUGUCAUAGUGGCCGUCUCCGCUGCAGUGGACUACAGGAGUUACGGCACCGACCGAGUGUGCUGGCUACGAUUGGACACAUACUUCAUUUGGAGCUUUAUAGGCCCUGCUACACUCAUCAUUAUGCUGAAUGUAAUCUUCCUUGGUAUCGCUCUUUAUAAGAUGUUCCAUCAUACGGCCAUUCUGAAGCCAGACUCUGGAUGUCUGGACAACAUCAAGUCUUGGGUGAUUGGGGCCAUAGCCCUACUGUGUCUGCUAGGCCUGACCUGGGCUUUUGGCCUGAUGUACAUCAACGAGAGCACUGUCAUCAUGGCCUACCUCUUCACCAUCUUCAACUCCCUGCAGGGCAUGUUCAUCUUCAUCUUUCACUGCAUACUGCAGAAGAAGGUGCGUAAAGAGUAUGGCAAAUGUCUGCGUACUCACUGCUGCAGUGGCAAGAGUGUGGAGACGUCUAUCUCCUCCUCCAGUAAGACCACCACCUCCCGGACCCCCGGCCGCUACUCCACAGGCUCACAGGUGAGCUUACCUGCCUGCACACCUGGACGCUACAGCACAGCAGACUCUCAGAGUCGUAUCAGGCGGAUGUGGAACGACACUGUGAGGAAACAGGAGUCUUCCUUCAUCACUGGAGACAUCAACAGCUCCACCACUCUCAACAGAGUCUAUAACAACCCAGCCGUGGGCAUGUACAACACCCAAGCACCUUACCGAGACACAAAGGGCAUCCUGAACAACGCAAGAGACUCCAGUGUUAUGGAUACACUCCCUCUUAAUGGUAACCAUGCCAAUAACUACAGCAUGGCCAGCAGUGAGUACUUGAGUGACUGCGUCCAGAUUCUAGACCGUAGCGGCGGCUACGGCACCCACAGCAACCACAAGGAGACAACCCUGGAGAAGAAGAUCCUCAAGGAGCUCACCUCGAAUUACAUCCCAUCCUACCUCAACAACCAUGAGAGAGCCACCACUGAGCGCAGUCACAACCUGAUGAACAAGCUUGUCAACAACAGCAUGGCAAAUGGAGGGAGCAUGGCAGGAGGCAGCAGCAGUAGCAGCAACAGUGGAGUUGGUGGGUGUGUGGGCAGCAGUAAAGAGGACAAUGGUCCCAUGGUGUUGGACAACCCUGCAGCCUUCCCCCAUGAGGAGAAUCUGGGUUUGGAGAUAAUCAGAGAGGAGUCCAACGCACCACUCCUGCCACCACGGCCUCCUCCACCAGACAGCCACCCCCCUCCUCCUCCACCCCCUCACAGCUUUGCCCGGCCUCGGCGCAUUCCCCAGGAGACCAGCGAGAGCUUUUUUCCCCUGCUGACCAACGAGCACACUGACGAGCACACGAAUUCGCCCAACCACAGAGACUCGCUGUACACCAGCAUGCCAGUGCUGACGGACCUCCCAGAUGGGCAGAUGAACGGUUUAACAGACGGCGAGGACGACAGCUCUGGGGAGCUGCAGCCCUGUAAGAGUGCCACUGCUCCUGAGCUGGAUGAUGUCUAUUAUAAGAGUAUGCCAAAUUUGGGCUCCAGGAAUCACCUUCACGAGCUACAAAGCUACUACCACAUGGGCCGUGGUGGCAGUGAUGGAUACAUGGUGUCCGGCAACAAGGAGGAGUCUGAUUCGUCACCUGAGGAGCCGCCCAUAGACCCUUCCCACCUGGUUACCAGUCUAUAGAGCCAAUCAAGUGACUUCUAUCCCUCCCCAGCCCACUCUCACAAUUCCAACCAUCGAAUGAAAACAUUCUGUGUUGUGAACUGACAGACUGAGCUGGCCCGCCAAGCUGGACUGAUGUGCUGCGUGUGACACUAACUAUGGCUCAUGACAAUAUGGUUGAGGAAUCGCUGGUCAAAUUGAAACAGGGACUGAAUGUAUUGUCAUAAAUGGUUCAGACUGAAAGGGCAGUUCUGAGGGACUUUUUUGAGAACAUCAAACAGAAAUGUAACUUUUAACCUGGUAAGGAGAGGAAGGGGGAGGGAUUCUGUAAUUUUACCAUACCUGUUAUUUUAAUUUGGAAUCUUGGAUUGACCGAAGCCCUACAAGAUCCCCAAUAUGGACCUCUAGCAGAUCAUAGCAUAUAGUCUCCACUAUCGCCACUACAGGGGCAUGGCCCCCAGCCCUGGUUAAAGGAGCUGCCUGUCUGUUUGUCUGUAUGUCUGUCUCUCUGUCUCACUCUUAAAGACACGUACUGGAAUAAUGUUUCAACCUCACUGAAGGGUAGAGGAGUGCAUUAAACUCUGGUGUUCACAACAAACUGGCCUUGAAGAGGCCUCGCCCCACUACCUGCCAAUCCAGUGGAGCAUGUAUGAUAUAUGCCCUUCCUACUGACCAUCCCAAAAACUAUUUUAAUGGGCAACCGAACUGUACCCAUAUCAAGCUGAUGUUCUGAAUUCUCUUCCUGUUCGUAUCUGCUAAACUGGAGUUUUGUCUGGGCUGGUGUAACAUUCCUGCAAGUUGUAGUGACUGCGGCUACUGUGUAUUUCACUGAAAACAAAGGAGGAAGAUCAUAUUACAAUGACUGAAUUAAAAAAAAAGAAUGGGUUCCAUUUCUUCUCCUUUCUUCUGUAAAAGUUUUCAGUUAUCAAAGGAUUAUAAAGAAAUCACAAACUGUUUCUAUGUAUUGUACAGAAUACAGAUACAGUUGUUGCAUAUGACCUAAGUCUUUUGUUUUUUAAAUUUAAGUUGCAAACUUUUUGUCUGUGGAACUUUUUCUGAAACGUUAAGAUAUGUUCUGGUCACGUGUAGACUAUAGAACGAGCAAGGAACAAUCUUUCAUGUCACUCUUUCGUAAAUACAGAGACAGUUAAGCACUCCUUUAUUAUUACGCAUAUAUCCUACGCACACUUCAUCCUGGUCCUUUUCAUAGCAACACCACUGACACUUACAUUUUGCAAAUCAAUUGUUACUAUAUAUUUUACCACUGUGUAGAUUUAAAACUAAAGGGGAAAUGAAAUGGAAAAGUUAUGGAGACAGUGACUAUUGAAAUACUACGUUUAUGUCAUUGCUGGAACUGGGUCUCAUCUUAUUUGUUCUUGAAUAAAGCAUUUUCUUCUUUUAAGCACAAGGAGGUGAGCAAAAAAUUGCAAAGAUACCAGAUAUCUGGAGUAACACAAGAAUGGGUUAUGGCAGCGCACACUGGUGCAGUGGUUUUGCUCUCCUCAAAGUGGUUUGAAGCAUAUCCUCUCUAUUGCCAAAUAUUGUACUAAUUGACAUAACCUGUCAUUGCUAUGCUGGUUGAGAUCCUAUUGUACAGAAAAAGAAUGCUGACAAUAAUAAAUGUCGGAAAGAGAAUUUCCACUGUUUGAAAAAUGGUGGAAGUUGCCUUUGAAAUGUCGUGAUUACACCGUAUGUGUACUGAAGAUGUGAAAAACUCUGCACACAGGAGCACUGUCCAAUGUGGAAAGCCAAUGUUUACUCAUUUAGGAGAAAAUUUCAUAACUGUAUGAAGUGUAGCUUGCACAUGUUUCCCACAAGCCCCUUCCAUGUCCCCAAGAGAGAAAUUAUUUAUUUAUCUGUUUAUUGGUUUAAAGACAGCAAAACAAGAUUAGAGGAAAGAAAGCUGGCUUUAGGCAGGAGUAAAUAAAGUGGCACUGGGUUUGUUUUAUGGUUCUUUUUUUAAAUUAUUAUAAUUAUGAUUAUUAUUACAAUAUUAUUGCUAAUUAUUUAUUCUUUUUGUAUGGGUUCCAAGUUGAAUGAUCUCAUAACUAAUAUUUGUUGUAACAGUGAAAGUUGUUUGCCAACAAAUAAAUUACUGACAUAG